Molecule: messenger RNA, 465 nt
Organism: Cryptococcus amylolentus CBS 6039
Lineage: Eukaryota; Fungi; Basidiomycota; Tremellomycetes; Tremellales; Cryptococcaceae
Product: 40S ribosomal protein S15
Exons: 5
Coding region: 1-465 (154 amino acids)
Biological process (GO): translation; ribosomal small subunit assembly
Cellular component (GO): ribosome; cytosolic small ribosomal subunit
Molecular function (GO): structural constituent of ribosome
Source: RefSeq, a predicted model, not a curated record
AUGGUGAGUAAACCGGCCGAGUUCACUACCCAAGAGGAAGCUGCCGCCAAGAAGGCCUCCAGGUCCUUCAAGAAGUACCAGUACAGGGGUGUCGAGCUCGACAACCUCCUCGACCUUUCCAACGAGGACUUCAUUGAGCUUGUUCACGCUCGUGCCCGCAGAAGGUUCCAGCGAGGUCUCAAGCGACGACCUCUCGGUCUCAUCAAGAAGCUCCGAAAGGCCAAGACUGAGGCCGGCCCCAACGAGAAGCCCGCCAUGGUCAAGACCCACCUCCGAGACAUGAUCAUCGUCCCCGAGAUGAUUGGUUCCGUCGUCGGUGUCUACAACGGUAAGACCUUCACCACCGUCGAGGUCAAGCCCGAGAUGACUGGUCACUACCUUGGUGAAUUCUCCAUCACCUACAAGCCUGUCGGUCACUCUCGAGGUGCCAACAUGAAGGACAGCCGAUUCGUUCCCCUCAAGUAA